Molecule: messenger RNA, 2799 nt
Organism: Anneissia japonica
Lineage: Eukaryota; Metazoa; Echinodermata; Crinoidea; Comatulida; Comatulidae
Product: RAD52 motif-containing protein 1-like
Exons: 7
Coding region: 160-1008 (282 amino acids)
Cellular component (GO): nucleolus
Molecular function (GO): RNA binding
Source: RefSeq, a predicted model, not a curated record
CUAGGUCUAGGCUACUAACGGUAGGCCUUGCCUAUGUAGAAGUGGCAUGUGCACUGUAAAUAUGCAGAAGCUCAAGCAGGCUGAUUUUAGUAGAUGAGAAGUAUUCUUAUUUAGGCCUAGGGUCUAGUCAGUGAGAUAAAGUGAGCUAAAGUAUUUGAAAUGGAUUGCGAAGCUGAAUUGAUUGAGUUCAAGAGGCCAUUAGAAAGAACAAAAACUUUGUACAUAACUGGAAUCAGUAACAAAUUUACAGAAUCUGAAUGCGUGGCACAUUUGAAAAGCUUACUCGACAAACAUGGCCUCAUCUAUGACAUAUUGGUGUUUAGACCGAAGCAAAAUGAGGCAGGAACCAGUGCUGCUACUGGUAUUUCAAAUUCAUAUGCUUUCGUCAAAUUUUAUUCAACUAAAGCUGUAGCACAGGCUAAAGCAGCCAUUCAUCUUAAGCACAUGCUAGAUGGACAGUUCCUUAAGGCUGACUAUCCUAAAGGCAGUAAAAUUCUUGAUACAAAAAAAGAUCUAUUCAUUGAAAAGUGUUAUGAGCUGGCUAACUACUACUUAGGAUUCAAUGGAUGGUCAAGUCAGAUUAUUUCGCUUUCAGAGUAUACUGAAGCUGAUGAAAAGGAUGUUGCCAGUUAUGUGUGCAAUGCUAGGAUUUUAUUUCGUUUUCACGAUGUCAGCAGUGAUGGGGUUGGACUAGGACAAGUAGCAUUCAGUUCUUCUGAAAGUAAAAUGACAGCUAUUAAAAAAGCCAAGAGGGUAGCGUGUAACCGUGCAUAUGAAAAUGCAUUCUCCAAAUGCUCACUUGUAGUGCUUAACAAUGGGAAGGUUGCACCGGUCGUUGAUGAUACAACCUCCCUUGUGACACCUGAAGAAUUGGAGGGUGUUGUUAAGGUGAACAAGAUUGAUGUAGAACCAGAGGAUGAAGUAACCGAUGAAAUCGAUUGGGAUAAUACAGCCUUGCUGCAAGAUAUCAAUGAGCAACUAUUGAUAGAUCUUCAGCUCCAGUAUUAAGGGCUGUCCACACUAGCCUAUAUAUGAGCAUAAUGAUGUCAUAACAUGAUAGUGUGGACAAAGCCUCAACUACUAUAUGAUCACAUAAUCUUUCCAGCAGUUAUCAAAUUUCUUAAGGAUAUACCAUCUGUGAUCAGCUGAAGAACUUAAGAAAGAAAAAUCAAUAUUUGAUUUUUCUUUCUCAAAUUCUUCAGCUGAUCACAGAUGAAUUUAAAAAGAAAAAUCAAUAUUUGAAUAUUCAUCCAAGCUUUUACUUGGAAAUUAGCAAAAUAAAAUAUAUUUCAAUGAUUAGCGGAAUACUGAUUUCAUAUGCAUACUGUUGAAUUGGCUGGUAUAGUAAUCAAUUUUUUAGUGAUCUGCUUUUUAUUCGGAAAUAAAUAAAGUUACCAUUCGAUUUAAUUUUUACAGAUGGCAUAAAUGGUUAAAACAAUUACAAUGUUGCCUGAUUUGAUGCUGAUUAAUAGAUCAGCAGACUUUUUGUGAGCUAUCCUUAUGCUUUCAGAUUUGUAUAUUGAAUAAGUCUACAAGCCAUAUAGCUGGUUACCACAGUUCAUGGUGCCGAUGAGCAUCGGCUAAAGAACUGAAUGGGUUCAAGUGGGACUGUGGCUGUGUAAAGUUACUUGUACAUGGCAUUUAUGGAAACAACGAUUUUACAAAUCUUGUACAGUUCACAUUUCCUAAAAUCUAAUACAAUGCAUGAUGUUCUCUAAUCAAAAAGACCACAUUAUUAUUAAAAAAAAAAAAACAAAUUUCUAUAAUUCAAAUUCUGAAUAAUCUUUUAUAAGAUGUUUUUGUAUAUUUAUUACUGUUCUAAGAGAAUGUAUACAAUGCAGCUACCUCACACAAAUUUAUUUAAUUUGACUUAUCAAGUCCACUUGGCAAAUUCAUUAUGAAUAAUUUCACAAGUACUGUAUGAAAACAGCACAUAAUUGGCAAAGAUACUAGAAACACAAGAUAAAGUACCCGCAUAGCAAAAAUGAGACGGAAAUUGGUUCAGAUGUACACGGCGCCCUUCUCUAUUUAUUAAUGAAAAUUUUCUAUACUUGGUCAAGAUGUACAGGGCGCACUUGAGUUGGUAAGCAAAGAUCUUUGUUGCUAAGUAAAUCCGGACGCACGCCGCACCAUUCUCUUUCCACUAAAAAUGAAAACUUUAUCACUAAUCAGUCUCGUCAUACGGUUCUGCAGUUUUGUGUCUGUCAUAUGAUGCUUUGAUUUAUUUAUGCCUAUUUGUUUGUAUCUUAUGAAUAAUGGCAACAAUUUCUACCUACGUAAAAGGAGGUUAUGUAUUCACAGUUAUGUAAGUUUGGCAAAAUGUUUUUAGAUCCAGUAAUACGCGGCCGGAACAGUUUUUUUCUGUGGAGAACCCUAUUUGUGUUUCUAGUAUCUUUGUACAGUAGUAACAUGAUUGUUAUUAGUUUAAUCAUAAGUUAGCUUUUAGUUGCAUUUGUAAGUGGACAGGUGCUAAAGCCCUGACCAGACUGAUUUUAUUUGACAAAAACAUGUGACAUGUCUAAAUAUGGUCAUGAUGACAUCACAUCACAGCUACCGUAUAUAUAUAAGCACAUCAUGACUAUAUAUGGGCAUACAACAGUUUUUCAAGAAAAUUUGAUAAUCUGGACAGGCUUGACAACUUAAUUUUCUUUAUUGAUUUGGUUGCUAUCGUGUUCUCUUAGUCCCCUCUCUAUUUUUUAGCAAGCCUCUUUAUGCAACAUGAGGGUUCCUUUUUUGUCUGUUCAUUUUAUGUAUUUGAAUUUUUGAUGAAAUAAAGAAUUUUGUAUUUAUAUGAAAAAA